UCAUGGAGCAGUUCAACCCCAGCCUCCGGAACUUCAUCGCCAUGGGGAAGAACUACGAAAAGGCCCUGGCAGGUGUGACGUAUGCAGCCAAAGGCUAUUUCGAUGCCCUCGUGAAGAUGGGAGAGCUGGCCAGUGAGAGUCAAGGCUCCAAGGAGCUCGGAGAUGUUCUCUUCCAGAUGGCGGAGGUCCACAGGCAGAUCCAGAACCAGCUGGAAGAAAUGCUGAAGUCUUUUCACAACGAGCUGCUCACACAGCUGGAGCAGAAGGUGGAGCUGGACUCCCGGUACCUGAGUGCUGCACUGAAGAAGUACCAGACCGAGCAGAGGAGCAAGGGUGAUGCGCUCGACAAGUGUCAGGGUGAGCUGAAGAAGCUCCGCAAGAAGAGCCAGGGAAGCAAAAACCCGCAGAAGUACUCGGACAAGGAGCUGCAGUACAUUGACGCCAUCAGCAACAAGCAGGGGGAGCUGGAGAACUACGUGUCCGACGGCUACAAGACAGCCCUGACCGAGGAGCGGCGGCGGUUCUGCUUCCUGGUGGAGAAGCAGUGCGCCGUGGCCAAGAACUCUGCCGCCUACCACUCCAAGGGCAAGGAGCUGCUGGCUCAGAAGCUGCCGCUGUGGCAACAGGCCUGCGCGGACCCCAACAAGAUCCCAGACCGCGCCGUCCAGCUGAUGCAGCAGAUGACCAGCAGCAACGGCGCCGUCCUGCCCGGCGCUCUGUCGGCCUCCAAGUCCAACCUGGUCAUCUCAGACCCCAUCCCAGGGGCCAAGCCCCUGCCCGUGCCCCCAGAGCUGGCCCCUUUUGUGGGGCGGAUGUCGGCCCAGGAUGGUGCACCCGUCAUGAACGGCAUCUCAGCCCCAGACAGCGAGGACUACAACCCCUGGUCUGACCGCAAGGCUGCCCAGCCCAAGUCCCUGUCUCCUCCGCAGUCUCAGAGCAAGCUGAGCGACUCGUACUCCAAUACCCUGCCUGUGCGCAAGAGCGUGGCCCCGAAAAACAGCUAUGCCACCACUGAGAACAAGACCCUGCCCCGCUCGAGCUCCAUGGCAGCUGGCCUGGAGCGCAACGGACGCAUGCGUGUGAAGGCCAUCUUCUCCCACGCUGCCGGGGACAACAGCACCCUGCUCAGCUUCAAGGAGGGCGACCUCAUCACCCUGCUGGUGCCUGAGGCCCGCGACGGCUGGCACUAUGGCGAGAGCGAGAAGACCAAGAUGCGGGGCUGGUUCCCCUUCUCCUACACCCGAGUCCUGGACAGCGAUGUCAGCGACAGGUUGCAUAUGAGCCUCCAGCAGGGGAAGAGCAGCAGCACGGGCAACCUGCUGGACAAGGAGGACCUGGCCCUCCCGCCACCUGACUAUGGCACGUCCUCCCGAGCCUUCCCGGCCCAGACAGCCGGCACCUUCAAGCAGAGGCCCUACAGCGUGGCUGUGCCCGCCUUCUCUCAGGGCCUUGACGACUACGGUGCGCGGUCUGUGAGCAGCGGCAGUGGUACGCUGGUGUCCACAGUGUGAGGACGCAGACCACGCGCAGCCACUGCUCUGGAGAGCUUGCCACCGCCUCCCCCUCCCGCUCCUCCUCCUCA
Messenger RNA from Trichechus manatus latirostris (Florida manatee), 1582 nucleotides. It is a transcript of the gene BAIAP2, whose product is annotated as BAR/IMD domain containing adaptor protein 2. Gene Ontology annotation, cellular component: cytosol; nucleoplasm. The record is from RefSeq and is a predicted model, not a curated record. Bases 3 to 1511 code for a protein of 502 amino acids. Gene Ontology annotation, biological process: plasma membrane organization; actin filament bundle assembly; actin crosslink formation. The transcript is spliced from 13 exons. Lineage: Eukaryota; Metazoa; Chordata; Mammalia; Sirenia; Trichechidae. Gene Ontology annotation, molecular function: cytoskeletal adaptor activity; protein binding.